Messenger RNA from Dentiscutata heterogama, 642 nucleotides. Lineage: Eukaryota; Fungi; Glomeromycota; Glomeromycetes; Diversisporales; Gigasporaceae. The record is from the annotation of a GenBank genome assembly.
GAGCUGUUCAAAAUUCAGAUUCUGUUACGAAAGGAUGGUAAUUGGUAUAAUGAGCGAGGAAUACCAUAUCGCAGAGGAUAUUUGUUAUAUGGUCCUCCGGGAAGUGGUAAAAGUAGUUUUAUACAGGCACUCGCUGGUGAAUUAGAAUAUAACAUAUGCAUUUUAAAUUUAAGUGAGAUUGGUUUAACCGAUGAUCGAUUAAAUCAUCUGCUAAGUAAUGCUCCAGAACGUAGCAUAAUGUUAUUGGAAGAUAUUGAUGCUACUUUUACGCAAAAGCGUGAAGCACAGGGUUAUGGUUCAUCGGUGACAUUAAGUGGCUUGCUAAACGCACUAGACGGCGUUGCGGCCUCCGAAGAACGCAUAAUAUUCAUGACAACAAAUUACGUGGAUCGACUUCAACCGGCGCUGAUACGUCCGGGUAGAGUUGAUUUUAAAGAACAUUUGGAUGUGGCAAGUGACUAUCAGAUACGUACGAUGUUUUUGAGAUUUUAUGAGAAUAAAACUGAAUUGGCCGAAAAAUUCGUGGAGAAAGUCAGGGGAAAAGGAAUUAGUACUGCCCAGUUGCAAGGACAUUUUGUAUUUUGGAAGGAUGAUCCAUUAGGAGCUGUUCAAAAUUCAGAUUCUGUUACGAAAGGAUGGUAG